AUGGAAAAACAGAUUGAUGAAAAUGCAGUAGGCCAUGCACAGAAAUUCCUGGCCAAUAGUUCAAACAUUGAACAAUUUGAGAUGCUCCUUUGCAAGCAUUUCGAUCCUGGCUCAGUAUCUGAUGGUAAAAAGUUGUAUUUUAUGAAGAAAAUAUACCGUAAAUUUUUAAAAUCACGACAAAAUGCUGCUGAUCUUCUAAACCACCUAGAGAAAAUCAAGCUGAAGGAGAAAGAGGCUGACAGCUUGAAGAAAACCCUACUCUCGAACCAGAAAAACCAGAGCAAGGAUAUUUUAGAGAUGGAGAAGGCUAUCAAGGAUGAUAUUACUCAAUACUUGAAGGAUUUGAGGACUUACAAAGAUAAAUAUGCCUAUCUUCAGAAGAUCAACAUUAAUCCAGCCCUCACUCGUGGCGAGAAGCACACCUUGGCUGACUAUGUUUCGCUUGAAGAAAUAGAAGAGAGCAAGGAAAAUCUUGAUUCUAAUAAGGAGAAACUUCUAACCAGGUUGAAGAAGCUUAAUCAGAACAACCAAAAUUUACAAAGUAUGAUCAAUGGCUUACAGGAAAAUGUAGGUGAACACGAGAAGGAGAUGCCUUAUUAUUCCAAGUUACUCUCAAACGCAUACCAGAAGCUGAAGGAAAUCGGCAGGAGAUCCGGCCUCACUGAAUUUGACAGCAACCCUGACUUAUUAGGCAAAGGUGAUCAUGAGUGGAAAUCAUCAGAUAAGGACCAGUACAAGGUCCUUUCUGAUGUUCUCAAGACUUCUUUGGAUACUCUUGAAGAGCUGUCAGCAAGCAUAGAAAUAUUGUCCAACAAGUACAUAUAAAUAUGUGUAAAUAAGAACUUUGACAAAUUGUUGGUCAUCAACAAAGCUAUUGGAAUCAACGAAGGAGAAAGAAUCAAGACGUUGAAAAAUUAUGAAGGGUUCAAAAAGGAGUAUAAGUACUUUCAAAUACCUAAAUGUCUCCCAAAGUGUUAUAAUGAGUCUAUCAUGGAGAUCAAGCGCCGUGAUAAGUACAACAAGUUCUUCAAGUACAUCCUUGACAAACUCAAGGCGAUUUGGGAAUACGAGAAUAAGAAACGUGACCAAUUCUUGAACAAAAAUGGACUGUACAUUCCUAAGCGCUUACUCCCCCAAUUAGGAAACAAGGCUCCCUUCUUUAGAAUGAAUAUAAAGGAGAUAGACCUUGAUGAGUGCCCUCAAGGGUUAAUUUUGGAGCAGGACAAAUACAUCAAUGGAGUUGACAGCAAAGUUUAUUAUUUUGAGAAAGUCUUCGCUGACUUAAUGAAGAAGAUGGAGAAGAGCUCAAAACAUCUAAAUCCAAAAACUCCGUAUCUUUCAUCAGAGGUGGCAAAGCUCAAAGCUGAGAUUAAGGCGAUCAAUGCAUCUCAUGAAAAAGAUUUACUGAAAAUUACCAAGCCGUAUAAAGAGGAGAUAUGUAAUCUCACAGUUGAACUCCAAGAACUUAAACAGAAAGAUCAGGAAAGGACUCAGAAUGUACUGAAAGAUGCAGAGCAAAAGAUAAUUGCUUUGAAAACCCAAAAUGCGGACCUCUCAAACCAACAUAUGGAGCUCAAAAACCAGCUCAGCCUACAAAUCCAAGAGAAAUCCCAAAUAUUACAGAAAAACGAGAUCAUGAAACUAGAAAUUGAACAACUAAAUACUACAAAGAUUGAUACUGAAAGGUUAAACCAGCUUAUGAGUGAAGCAAUCACAAAUCUCAAAAUUCCGGUUGAAUUACCCGCUGAUGAGACCUUCUUUGAAAGUGGGUUCAAACAACUUUGUAAGAGGUACUAUGAGCUAAUGACCGAUGUCAAACAUUUGGUCUCUGAUGAUAAUUAAUCUCUAACGUAUUGAACCAGCCUCAUACACAUCCUAGUUUGAAGCCUGUUUUGCCAGGGUCCCACAUUUCCAUAAAAUUCAGGUAAAUUAUAUCAAAUUCUGU
This is a messenger RNA of Moneuplotes crassus, 1945 nucleotides long. The record is from the annotation of a GenBank genome assembly. Lineage: Eukaryota; Ciliophora; Spirotrichea; Euplotida; Euplotidae.